AUGACCGAACAAACCUCUGCACCUGCCCGUUUCGGUUCGUACCAAACCGAUGGAAUGCAGCUCCGCCUUUGGAUUGCCAAUCCAAAUGAGCCCGGCUGCCACGUUAAGCCAUCUACGCUAACCUACGCCCAGCUUGAGCAGAAAUAUGGUGCAGUGAAGUGCGGCACUGUAGUGCCUGAAAACUUCAUGGAGGAGUCUAUGCUACAGAAAAUCGCCGAAAUUCGACGAGAGAUUGGUAGCAAUGUAACCUCCAACCACGACGAAUACGAGAAUUUCAAGAUCCACCAGCGUCAAUUCCAUUGGUACGGUGUUGUUGGACCAGGCUUCCUUGAUAUUGAAGUUAUGAACCGCAUCCAGAACCCCAACAACGUUGAGGAGCUUGCUGAAGAGCGAGCUACGGUGCCUACGGCCUCUUCCCUGGCCCAAGCCUUCUACCAGCGCAACUUUGAUAUUAAGACUCUUCGAUCUGUCUAUGUAACCACUGUUAUCAACUCGCACACCUUGGACUUCAUUGCUGAGCAGCUUUACCCUGCUGCGGACCUUGCUUGGCAUGCUGAUGGUGACAACCUUCGCACUUGGGACUAUGGAACUCCUGCGUAUGAUGGUAUGCUUGGGACCCGAAUUGGCAAAGUGAUUGCAUACCUGGUCCUGGGAGCUUUCCCUCGGGGCACUCGCCGCAUCACUCGCAUUGUGACUUACGAUUCAGGUCUCGGAGCUGCUAACAUCCGCUUCGAUAUUGCUCCCGUUUGA
Molecule: messenger RNA, 750 nt
Organism: Penicillium verhagenii
Lineage: Eukaryota; Fungi; Ascomycota; Eurotiomycetes; Eurotiales; Aspergillaceae
Exons: 1
Coding region: 1-750 (249 amino acids)
Source: RefSeq, a predicted model, not a curated record